Molecule: messenger RNA, 5003 nt
Organism: Vespula vulgaris
Lineage: Eukaryota; Metazoa; Arthropoda; Insecta; Hymenoptera; Vespidae
Gene: Hip14
Product: palmitoyltransferase Hip14
Exons: 10
Coding region: 271-2115 (614 amino acids)
Biological process (GO): protein palmitoylation
Cellular component (GO): Golgi membrane
Molecular function (GO): palmitoyltransferase activity; protein binding
Source: RefSeq, a predicted model, not a curated record
UGCGGCAGGCGUGUCAAGUAAUGUUUCGUCAAGUGGUCGCUAGGUGGUACCUAAGUUCCACUCUUCCCCUUCCAUUAUUACAUAUAUACAACAUGGGAUUCUCAUUCCCCUUGUCCUCUCGGACAACCCUACUGAGGUUUCUUUGCAAUGAGCCGGCGCCCCAUCCCCCAUGGAUAUUCGCCCCUUUGAAGCUAAACUUUGCAUCUCGUAUUACGAGAACAUGCGAAUCAGUAUGUACGAGCAUUGACAGAACCACUGAAAUUUUUAAGGAUGUAUGCGCUACAAAUGCAAACUGCUUGUCAAGGGGAAGGCAAUGGAGAACCUGAUAUCCCGGCUAGCCUUCAUCAAGAACCUAUAAGACCCUCUACGCAAGAUUGUAGCUCUUUUGAUAUUGUUAGAGCUACUCAGUAUGGUGCGUUGGAUCGUGUUACGGAAUUAGUAGAAGCCGGAGCAGAUGUAAAUCAACCUGAUGCAGAAACAGUAACAUUACUGCAUUGGGCAGCAAUAAAUAAUUAUAAAGAUAUAGUAAAGUAUCUAAUUGCUAAAGGAGCUGUUGUAGAUGCUAUUGGUGGUGAAUUAGUUUCAACUCCAUUGCAUUGGGCAACUAGGCAAGGACAUUUAGGUAUAGUGGUUAUAUUGAUGAGAGCAGGAGCUGAUCCAACUUUAAGAGAUUCUGAAGGUUUUUCAUGUAUUCACUUAGCAGCUCUGUUUGGUCACACAGCUAUUGUAGCUUACUUAGUUGCUAAAGGAGUCAAUCCAAAUACGUUAGAUAAAAGUGCCAUGACACCUCUUAUGUGGAGCGCUUAUAAAGUUAAUAGUUUUUCAUUUUACAGUUUAGAUCCCACAAGAUUGUUAUUAACAUUAGGUGCAUCGCAUUCACUAACAGAUAAUUUACAUGGUAAUACAGCUUUACAUUGGGCUAUUAUAGCUAAAAAUAAUACAGCGAUAUCUACGUUAGUUCAUCAUGGAGCAUCCUUAGAUGUUCCAAACUUUAAACAUGAGACCCCAAUGACAUUAUUAGGCCCUCAUAUUGGAGCUGCUUGGUUGGGUCAUAAAAUAAGUCAAGAAAUUAAAGAAAAACAAGGACGUACAAGGACAUGGUGCAGGGAUAAGAGAAUACGCUGGUAUUGCAUGGUCAGUACUCCAUUUAUAGUGUUUUAUGUAAUAGGAAUGAUUCUACAAAGUGGAUUGGAUUAUUUAAUAAAACUAGGUGCCUUCAUAAUGCUCUAUGUAGGAAUAUAUUCAGCUAAUCAUUUUAUCUUUGAUGAACGACUAUUUCAUAUCUUGCCAUUGUCCAUUUAUUUGGCUACUAAGAUGUGGAUAUAUGUUACAUGGGUAUUCUGGUUAGGCAUUCAUGCAGCUUGGUAUUUAUGGUUAUUAUUAAUUGGGGGUUCUGUUCCUCUUUGGAUAUGCUUCUUACAAUCUUGGCGUGGAGAUCCAGGAGUAAUUACAGCAAGUCACGAAGAUAAAUUAAAUACAAUAAUAGAAUUAGCCGAAUCAGGUGGUUUUGAACCGCAAUGGUUUUGCAGCAGUUGUUUAGUUAGAAGACCUGUGCGAUCAAAGCAUUGUUCUACAUGUGAUAGAUGUAUUGCAAGAUUUGAUCAUCAUUGUCCUUGGGUUAAUAACUGUAUUGGAGCACACAAUCAUAAAUAUUUUCUAGGCUUUUUAGCAUCGUUAUUAGGUCUGUGCAUUGUUAUUUUAUCUGCUAGCGUGCAAUAUUGGCAGUUUGAAUGUUGGACUAAUUUGACAAAUGGUCAUAGCGCAGAUAAUUAUUUAGUAGCUGCUGCUACCUGCGAUGCUUGGAUUAUGUGGAUUGCAACAAAUACCUCUCUUCAUUCACUUUGGGUUGGGAUGUUGUUAGCUUGUCAAUGUUAUCAGAUCAUGGUACUUGGAAUGACUACAAAUGAAAGAAUGAAUGCUGGACGUUAUACACAUUUCAAACAAGGCAAUCCAUUCCAUCGUGGUGCGCUACAAAAUGCUGCUGAUUUUUGUAAUUUUAGUUUUUGUGGAGUAAAGGCGAAACCAAGUUCUGAUUGGUUACACAGUUUUGACCUUAAACAGAGCAUUGAAAAAUUACCUUUACUUGCUGCGAAAGAAAAUUUUCAAUAUGUUUAAGUUUGAUAGGUCAACGAAAACUUUCUUCAUUAACAUAAUAAAAAUCUAGCCAUUAGAAGCUAACCUAUGCCAUAUCAAAUACCUGAACUUCUGGCCCACCAAAGAAUUGUUAUGAAAAUGUAAGUGAUCUUUCAUAAAGCAGUAAUUACUCGCAUGAUUAUUUACAUACAUAUAUAUAUAUUUUAAGUAAUCCAAUCCAGUGAUAGAGCAUAAGAGUUUAAAAGUUUGUCUACUUUAAAAGACUGUUUGGUCACAAACAUGCAUAUCCCACGAUAUACAUUUUGCAACGGAGUAAUAUGCACAAUUAAUAUCUUCUCUCUUCUCUGAAAGUUAUGUAGUAAUCAAUUUUAAUUCUUCAUUGAGAUUAUACUUUUCAUGAUUCGAUGUGUGUAUCUUUAGCGUAUAUUCAUUUAAUGUCAGUGAUCAUUUACACACAAACACACACACACAUACACACCAAUUGUAUACUUCCCAAUAAUUUUAUUAUUCUGUAAUAUUUGUAAAUACAAAUGUCUUGCCAUUCUACAUAUAAAUUAAUUUCAAAUAUGUAGUCAACAAAAAUUCAUCAAUAUCAUCAGGAUAUUAUAUUGCAAUUCUAUAAAAACAGAAUAAUAAGAUCUGUAUUUGAAAAUCUAUAUUACAGAUAAUAAGAAAACGUAUAAAAUGAACAGAUAAUUAAGCAAUGUAAUGGGUUUAGAUUAAAUUAGGAUAUUUAAUUAACUAUAAGUCAGGAAUAUGCAUGAAUAUUACAUGCAAAUAAAAAACACAUUAAUUAUAUAUAUGGCUGCAUGGCCAAGAUCUCAUGUUUUAUUGCUUUACUGUGCCUUUGUCCGUCUUAAUCUGACAAUGGUAUCAAAAUCUUUAUCUAAUCUAGACCCAAGUAAUGACAUUGUUGAAUACUAUUAAGAUGUAUGUAUAUAUGAAUAUACAGAUACACAUAGACAUACACGUAACAAAUUAUAAUUAUGCUUUAUUGUUUAUUAAUUAUAGCUUUACUUGUUAAAAUAAUAUCCAUUUAAAUGAAGAGUAAAUUUUUAUCUAAAUAGAAUUAAUUGGAAGCACUUAUAUUAAACAGAUAAUAUGACAGACAGUUUUGAAAAUGUGUUACAUCAUUAACAAGAAAUUAAUUUUUAACAAACCUUGAAAUUAUUAUUGGAAUUUUCUUAAUUAAAAUUAUAAUAGAAUAGAAAAAAAUAAUUUAAAUGAAUAUGAAGGAAAGUAACAAUUUAUUUAAUAUAAUAAUUAAAUGCAAAGAGAUAAAACACAGUGAAAUAUAAACAUUUUUUAAAUUUUAUUGUUAAUGCUAGUUCAUCAAUUAUAUCCCAUUUUUAAAUAAGAUUAUGUACUGCGAAGUUUAACUAUAAUUAUAUUAUACUAUUUACUAUUUAUUUGUACUUAUAGAAAAAGAACUCUAAUAUACGAAUGAUAUUGUAGUUACAAAGUAUAUACACACGUCUUCAGAAAUCAUUGUAAAAGAAAAACUUUGGCACAAAGCUUGCCAUUAAAUUUUUAUCUAUUGAAAAUAAUACGUUAAAGAAUUAUCAAUGUUAAUGUAAAUUAGAAAAAUAUGUACUAUUAUUACAAAUCUGUAGAGGUUGUACUUAAAAACGCUAUACUAUAUUUAUACUUAUACACAUGUAAUGAAGAAAAAAGUCAGGUAUUCACUAAAAAUAUUUGUUAUACUGUGAAUGAAAAACAAAAAAAUAUUCUAUUAUUUAUGUGAUAUCUAAAAUAGUAAUUGUAAAGACAAGAAAAACAGAAAAAAAAACAUAGUAUUUGUAGCUUAUUUAUAAUUUUAUGUUCACUUUUUCUUAAAGAUAUUUUAUUAUUAAUAUUAAUUAAGCAUUAAUUACACAUUUGACUGAAAUCAAAAUUAUUUCUUAUACAUUCCAAAAGUUAAAUGUGUAUUAUAACCAAUUUAUAGAUGUAACAAUAUCUUUCAAUGCAUUAUGCUAAACAUUAAUUUUAGAAUAUUACUUUUACUGAUCAUUGACUACCACAAAUAUUUGAUGUGGUGCUUGAGUGAUCAAAGGUGUAAAUUAUAUAGUAAGAAUUUUUUCAAUAACUUUUAAAAUAAAUUAUAAUUGUGAAUGAAAUAAUGCUACUUUGUAACACUGAAUUUCAUCUACACUUAUAAUAAUUUUGUACGAUAAGUAACUAUGUACAUGUAGUUAAAAGAUCUAGUAAUUGGAUAAUCAUAUAAAUUUUACCCAAAAAUAAUAUAAAUGUCAAUAAAAGAGUAUUCUUAUUAAUUUCUUAAUCUAGAAAUAUCAUUGUGCUAUCAAAAGUUUCAAUGAGGACAACUUAAUGAUGAUGUUUCUUUGAUUCAAUAUAUUAAAAUAUUGAAAAUAUAGUAUUUUAAAUAUAGUCACUAAUUAAACAGAAAGCAAUAUAAUGCUGUACAAAUGUUUCUUAAAUAUCUUUUUACUAAUCAGACAGUGCCUGAGAAUAAUAGCAAAAUUAAAAAUAUAAGAAAUAAUUGUGCAUUAUAAUUAUCAGAAAAAAAUAUGAGAUAAUCUUGGCACUGAGUAGAGACAAUUAUCUCAAACUUUUGUGACUAAUCAGUAAUUCGUUUAUUUUUAUGUAAAUUCUGUAUAGUUUAAUUGUGUGUUCUGCAAAGGAAUACAUAGUAAUAAUAAUAGAUGUGAUUUUGGUGUUUUCAUUGUAGACAAACGUAUUAGCGAAAAGCAUUCAGCAAGGUAUUCAAUAUAGCAUAAAUUUAUAUAACCUUUUACAGUUUAAUGCGCUUGUACAGAAUCGCUAAGAAACAUAUGUACAAAAAUUGAAAAUAUAUAAGUAUAUUUAUCCUAAAUUACCAAAAAUUUAAAUAUAUGACACAUACAUACAUGCAAUUCCAAAUAAAUAUUCUCUAUGUCAAUGUAACUUAA